This is a messenger RNA of Bombyx mandarina (wild silkworm), 1721 nucleotides long. Its product is annotated as mitochondrial coenzyme A diphosphatase NUDT8. The record is from RefSeq and is a predicted model, not a curated record. Gene Ontology annotation, molecular function: coenzyme A diphosphatase activity. Lineage: Eukaryota; Metazoa; Arthropoda; Insecta; Lepidoptera; Bombycidae.
UGUUAACAAUAAUAUUCACUAAAUAAAAUUAUGAAUCUGAAUUAUUUAAUAGUAGAAACAAUUUUAAAUAUUGAAAAUAAUUACAAAUCCAUCUCUUAAUCGUUAAACAAUUUCCAGAUUGAAAGAUUUAAAAAAUUGAAUAAAAUUAAAUACUUGCAGUACAUGUAACCUUUUGAAUGAAAUGUGUGCUAAGUCUCCGUUUAGUGUCAACAGCAUAUUUUGUCUCACGUCCCGAGAACGAUGUUUGAUGAACCUAAAAAGGGCUAAGGUUCCAAAGUUCGGAAGUACACCAACAGCUACGGCUGCGGUUUUAGUGCCUUUGUGUCGUGUUGCCGAAGUUCCUUCUCUAUUAUAUACAGUAAGGUCUUCAAAUUUACGAACGAACAGCGGUCAAAUAUCUUUUCCGGGUGGAAAAACUGAUAAAAAUGAAACUCCCAUUGAAACAGCACUUAGGGAGACUGAUGAAGAGAUUGGGCUUUCUGCUAAAGAAAUAGACGUCUGGGGCCAUGGUCCUGCAGUACCUGGGCGUAAUAACAAAAUAAUGAUCACCCCAGUAAUUGGUACUAUAUUCAAUUUUAAACCAGAAUCAUUGAAUAUCAAUGUGAAAGAAGUAGCAGAAGUUUUUACAGUCCCAAUUGAGAUGUUAUGUGACACAAAGAACCAACAUUAUACACAAUUCAAAAAUGGUUUCAUAUUACCAGUAUUCUUGGCAGGAGGCUACAAAAUAUGGGGUAUUACUGCUUACUUGACUCACAUGUUUUUAAGUUCAUUAAUGACCAAAGAUGUUUACAGAAAUGAGUGGAUGAAAAAAAAGAUUAAAUUAUAAAUGGUAGCAUUCUAUAAUAUAUAUGUAUUCAUAUAAAUAAUGCUGUUUAAUUUUGUCUAAAAUCUUUAUUAUUCCAAAAGCUACAGUAUGUGUAUAAAGUCAUAGCAAAAUGCUCAACACUACUUAAGGCACAUUAAGCUUUUUUUGACAAAAUUUGGCAAUUGAUCACAAAAAUAAAGAAAACACUGCAAAAAUCCAAAGAAAAAAUAAAACAAAACAAAAAAGUUAUAUUUUAUCCAGGUUUAUUCCUUAACACUUACAUUUAAUCUAGCAUUAAUAUUUUAUACAUUGUCCAAUAGACAUGCUGAUUGUCUCUCGCCAUUGUCUCAAAUGAGUGUAUUAUAUAAAGUUAGUUUUGUUUCUGUAACUCUUUCUAACACAAUUUUUGCAAAACUUCAAGACUAUUGUAAACUAUGAAUGCAAAAACAGUCAGUUCUGUAUAUGUAUUGAAAGUUGUAAAAUGAUUAAAUCAUAUUUUGAGUAGAGCAAUUAUGUUAGGUGGUCCAACUUAAAGCCUCACAUUCUUACAACCUACAUUAGGGCCCAUAAAUAAUAAAUUAACAAAAUAAUCUGAAAGAAAAGCACUUAUUUUAUUUACUACCCAGAUAAGCAACAGGCGGGCAAGAGCAAUUUUAGGACAAUCCAAGUUGGCAGAGGCAUUAAAUACAAAUGGCGGUAAAGUCAUAAACUUAAGUAUAUUGAUAAUUAUCAAACGAAUACUGUAAACCAAUCUUACAUACUAUUUAAAAUAUAAUAAUCAUCUAUUCGUUGUUUGGAUGACUGCAUCUGAUUUUUUUUUCGUCAAUGUUUAAUUUUUUUAGUAAUGUCAAAUCUAAAAGCUCUUUUGGCGAUUGUUUUUACGUUCAGCACCUCUGCCGAAAUGUGAUAUUAUAUG